AUGAGGCGAGCGCGAAGGAAAGCUGCGAACAAGGAGAAAGUGUUCGGUUGUGAUUUGAUGGAGCAUCUCGCCGCCACGAACCAGGACGUGCCGCUGGUUCUGCGCAGCUGCAGUGAGUUUGUGGAAAGUCACGGCAUCGUGGACGGAAUCUACCGACUGUCAGGAGUCUCCUCUAAUAUACAAAAACUCAGGGGGGAGUUUGAGAGUGACACUGGUCCAGAGCUGAACAGAGAGCUGUACCUGCAGGACAUCCACUGUGUGAGCUCCCUCUGUAAGGCCUACUUCAGAGAGCUGCCCAACCCCCUCCUCACCUACAGGCUCUACGACAAGUUCGCGGAGGCUGUGGCUCUGCAGUUGGAGGACGAGCGUUUGGUGAAGAUCAGAGACGUCCUCAAAGAACUGCCUCCUCCUCACUACAGGUCAGAGGUCACUCACUACAGGUCAGAGGUCGCUCACUACAGGUCAGAGGUCGCUCACUACAGGUCAGAGGUCGCUCACUACAGGUCAGAGGUCGCUCACUACAGGUCAGAGGUCACUUAUUACAGGUCAGAGGUCACUCACUACAGGUCAGAGGUCGCUCACUACAGGUCAGAGGUCGCUCACUACAGGUCAGAGGUCACUCAUUACAGGUCAGAGGUCGCUCACUACAGGUCAGAGGUCGCUCACUACAGGUCAGAGGUCACUCAUUACAGGUCAGAGGUCACUCACUACAGGACGUUAGAGUUCCUGAUGCGGCACUUGGUCCACGUUGCUUCGUUCUCCUCAGAGACGAACAUGCACUCACGGAACCUCGCCAUAGUCUGGGCCCCGAACCUGCUGCGGUCCAAAGAGAUCGAGGUCUGUGGUUUCAACGGCACCGCAGCGUUCAUGGAGGUCAGGGUCCAGUCCAUCGUCGUCGAGUUCAUCCUCACACAUGUACCACAGCUGUUCCCAGAACCAGGAGCGUCCAGUGAGAGAAGGAAGUCCCUCCCCUCUCCGUGCUUUUUGACCAAUCAGGAGGAAGCAUUUUUCAAACAACCGACAAUGAACAUCGGGAACCUGAGUCCUGGCGACGGCCCUCUGCCCAUCCGGCCCUACCACUCCAUCAUCGAGGGCCCAGACAAGAGGAAGGGUUCUCUGAAAGGUCGCAGGUGGAUGUCGAUCUUCAACAUUGGAGGAAGAUUCCACGAGACGCGACGAAGACACAAGACGUCAACAAAAGAGAAAGAUCAUCCGACGUUGAGGGGAGCGCGCAGCAUGGACUCCCUCAGCUCUCCCUCCCCCCGCAGCGACCCCCACCCCUCCCCGCGGCCUCCCUCCUCCCACCUCUCGCCUCUGGCUGUGGCACAACCUCAGCCUCAGCCUCAGCCUCCCGCGGUGUCUGAACCUCCCGCUCCCACGUCUCCUCGCAUUGUCAGUGAAUACGCCGUCACCUACCGCCGCGGCACAGGACAGGUGACCACAGGGACCCAGGGCACCUACACCGCCUUAGACCCAGAAGGACCCACCUCCAACGACGCCGUCCAGACCAGAUCCCCCGGACUCACGGCCAAAGCGGGUCGCAGGAUCGCCGUGCACAUCACGGGUCCCACCAUGGUCACCGUGCCUCUGCAUAUCACCUCCAACUUAGCCCUGGGGGUUCUGCAAGGAGGUGGGGGGGACAGGAUCAUACACAGAGGGAGCAAUAAGGAGGUGAAGGAGAUGAAGGAGGUGAGAAGUGAAAGGAAAGGAAGCGAGGUGGAGAAGAGGGAAGCUGCCGAUGAGCAGGGAUCCAAAAGAAAGAGUGUUUUGGAGGUUUUCAGAGCUCCAACAGAGACCGAGGAGGUGGGAGAAGGACCAUGUGAGCUGGAGGUGGGAGAAGGACCAUGUGAGUUGGAGGUGGGAGAAGGACCAUGUGAGCUGGAGGUGGGAGAAGGACCAUGUGAGUUGGAGGUGGGAGAAGGACCAUGUGAGCUUGAAGUGGGAGAAGGACCAUGUGAGCGGGAGGUGGAAGACACGAGACCGUCCAACAGUGAAGCGUCAAACUCAGAGAUCCAGAGGAAACAUAGAAGCCGAGAGGAAGAGGCCAUGGAUGUGGAGAAAGAGACUGGACCAGACCCGGAGCCAGACCCUGGACCAGACCCUGGAACUGAGGACUAUGUGUUCGACCCAGAGGACAUGUCUCCUGAAGCAGACGACCUGAACCUGUCCGGAUACGUCCAGCACAACUUUGACUUCCUGGACCAGAUGGACUGCAGCCUGAUGGACCGGUCCUGUCGGAUUCAGGAGUUUUCAGUGGAGCCUCCGGGAAACUACGAGGAAGAGUACGAAACCAUGGACCAUCCUCCGACUCCCCCCGCAACCCCGACCUUGGACGCCAUCUCCCCUUCUCGCCUCCUCACCGCGGACAUUCACCAACGCCACACCAAGUCCCUCAGCCUCCCCUUCAUGAGCUCUCCGCUGCCAGAACCCGACGAGUCCGAGUCCGGGUCUGAAUCUGCGAGCGACGUUAGCGCAGAUUACGAAGAAGAAGAAGAAGAAGAAGAAGAAGAGGACAUGUUUAUGCAAAGUUUACCGUCCGAUUUCUUCCUGAACGACUUGACAAACACAGAAACACAGCUGGGAGACAACCUCACAGUUUACGUCUCCAGCAUGAAACUGAUCGAGGGUGAAGUAUCGGAGGAGCACGCUUUGGAAAGUGAGGAAUCGGACGAAGAGGAAAGUGAAAUUGCUGGUGAAUCUUGUCAAACUAAAGAAUCAGCGGACAAAGACAUAGAAACUGAAGCUGUUUGUGUCUUGCAUGAGGACGAAUGCAUGGACGGAAAACAAGCUGAGGUUGAAGAACAAAACACAGACUUAGUGGUCGACCAGGAUUUAGAAAGAGAAGAAGACACAGGAGGAGAUGACAUUCAGGCUGUGCUCAGUCAGACUUGUGUUGUAGAAAUGGAAGAGGACUGGCAAUGUGCAGGAAGUGAAACCAGGAAUGAUUCACUCGAUGGAUCAGAUGGAUUAGAAAGUUGUGAACUGGAGGUGGAUACUGAAGAAGAGAAAACUACAGAAGACGAUUUGCACAAAGACACAGGUUCUGCUGAUAAAAGCCCUGAACCAGCAGGGGGCAGUGUAGUGGAGGUCAGACCCGAUGAUGAAGGAUCGGACGAGGACCACAUACUUCACCGACAAAUGAACACAAUAGACACAGAGGAAAAAUGUGUGUCCCACAAUCCACUGCAGGAAGAUCAAAAGGAAAUCACAGGAAACCAUUUUGAUUCAACCCAAAAGGAAAAUCGUCACGGAAACGGCCAAAUAGUUCCACCUGAGUUCGAUGGGAACGGCAUCGAUGUGGAUAAUCUACAAGGACAAUUGGAUGAGGAAGAGGUUUUUGAAGAAACUGCUAAAGGGGAAUCUAUAGACGACAUUUGGGACGAACUUGAAGACGUUGUUUGCGAAGUGAUUGAAGAUCUAGAGACACAAGAACCGAACGUGGAAAAGUCGACUGAUAUUGAAGAAAAAACCUGGAACGUAUUAGAUUCAGAUGUAAAUAAGGUCGAAAAUCAGGUGCAAAAAGACAGAUUUGAAACUGAUAUCAAACUUAAAGAUGGGCAUUAUUAUCUAAAUGUUGCUAAUGCUAAAUGUGCAGUGGAAAAACCGAGCCAAAAACCGCCAACGGAAGCUAAACCCGAACACCUUCAAUGCACGGAAAUCCAGCAGUGUCCCGGCGUUGGAAGCAAAGUCGUGACUUCAAAACUCCCCAAGGUGUAUUGCGCGAAAGCCGUGCCCAUCGUCCCGCCAAAGUCACAGCACUGCAAGCUAACGGCGCUAACGCUACGCCAGCAACAGCAGAGGGCGCCAGAGGAUCAGAGGUUGGAGGCGGAGGAGCUGAACGCGAAUUGGUGGAAAGACAGAGACGAAAGCAUCAGGCAAAGUCCGCAGAGCAUGUGUUUCGAUGAAGCCGUGGCCAUCGCGACGCUACGCAGAGGAAAAGGCCGAGAGAGCGACCGAGACCGAGCCCACACGGCCAAAACGUUACUCUCUGGGUUCGUGGCCCGCUCCAGAGUCCAGGCCUCAGAGUCCAGGCCUCAGAGUCCAGGCCUCAGAGUCCAGGCCUCAGAGUCCAGGCCUCAGAGUCCAGGCCUCAGAGUCCAGGCCUCAGAGAGGGAGGUGGACCGGCUGGUGUCCUGGUGCAGUGGUAACAACCUGGAGCUGAACGCCCAGAAGACAGUGGAGAUGAUUGUGGACUUCAGGAAGAGCACUGUCCCCCCGCCCCCACCCUCCGUGAUGGACUCCCCCAUCACCUCUGUGGAGUCCUUCCGUUUCCUGGGCACCACCAUCACCCAGGACCUCAAGUGGGAGCCGACCAUCAGCUCCCUCAUCAAGAAGGCCCAGCAGAGGAUGUACUUCCUGCGGCAGCUCAGGAAAGCCAAGCUGCAGUUCUACACGGCCAUCAUCGAGUCCAUCCUCACCUCCUCCAUCACCUCCUCAUCACCUCCUCAUCACCUCCUCAUCACCUCCUUCAUCACCUCCUUCAUCACCUCCUCCAUCACCUCCUCUAUCUCCUCCUCUAUCUCCUCCUCUAUCUCCUCCUCCAUCACCUCCUCCAUCUCCUCCAUCACCUCCUCCAUCACCUCCUCAUCACCUCCUCCAUCUCCUCCAUCACCUCCUCAUCACCUCCUCCAUCUCCUCCAUCACCUCCUCAUCACCUCCUCCAUCACCUCCUCCAUCACCUCCUCCAUCUCCUCCAUCACCUCCUCAUCACCUCCUCCAUCACCUCCUCCAUCUCCUCCAUCACCUCCUCAUCACCUCCUCCAUCACCUCCUCCAUCACCUCCUCCAUCACCUCCUCCAUCACCUCCUCCAUCUCCUCCAUCACCUCCUCAUCACCUCCUCCAUCACCUCCUCCAUCACCUCCUCAUCACCUCCUCCGAGGGAGGUGGACCGGCUGGUGUCCUGGUGCAGUGGUAACAACCUGGAGCUGAACGCCCAGAAGACAGUGGAGAUGAUUGUGGACUUCAGGAAGAGCACUGUCCCCCCGCCCCCACCCUCCGUGAUGGACUCCCCCAUCACCUCUGUGGAGUCCUUCCGUUUCCUGGGCACCACCAUCACCCAGGACCUCAAGUGGGAGCCGACCAUCAGCUCCCUCAUCAAGAAGGCCCAGCAGAGGAUGUACUUCCUGCGGCAGCUCAGGAAAGCCAAGCUGCAGUUCUACACGUCCAUCAUCGAGUCCAUCCUCACCUCCUCCAUCACCUCCUCAUCACCUCCUCAUCACCUCCUUCAUCACCUCCUCCAUCACCUCCUCUAUCUCCUCCUCUAUCUCCUCCUCCAUCACCUCCUCCAUCACCUCCUCAUCACCUCCUCCUCCAUCACCUCCUCAUCACCUCCUCCAUCUCCUCCAUCACCUCCUCUCACCUCCUCCUCACUCCAUCUCCUCCAUCACCUCCUCCAUCACCUCCUCCAUCACCUCCUCCAUCACCUCACCUCCUCCUCCUCCAUCUCCUCCAUCACCUCCUCAUCACCUCCUCCAUCACCUCCUCCAUCCUCCAUCACCUCCUCAUCAUCUCCUCCAUCACCUCCUCAUCACCUCCUCCAUCACCUCCUCCAUCACCUCCUCAUCACCUCCUCCGUCACCUCCUCAUCACCUCCUCCAUCACCUCCUCCAUCACCUCCUCCAUCACCUCCUCCAUCACCUCCUCCAUCACCUCCUCCAUCACCGUGUGGUUCGCUGGAGCCACAGUCAGGGACAAACAGAGACUACAGCGCAUUGUGCGCUCUGCAGAGGAAGUGA
This is a messenger RNA of Knipowitschia caucasica, 5736 nucleotides long. The record is from the annotation of a GenBank genome assembly. NCBI's taxonomy places the organism in Eukaryota, Metazoa, Chordata, Actinopteri, Gobiiformes, Gobiidae.